Molecule: messenger RNA, 1658 nt
Organism: Prunus dulcis (almond)
Lineage: Eukaryota; Viridiplantae; Streptophyta; Magnoliopsida; Rosales; Rosaceae
Exons: 4
Coding region: 626-1507 (293 amino acids)
Source: RefSeq, a predicted model, not a curated record
CUAUCUCUCUCUCUCUCUCUCUCUCUCUCUAUGUAAAUAUGAAUAUUGUGCACACCAAGACAUUGGCAUAGCCUAACUUUUUUCCAUGCCUCCUAACUUCACAGCCUGUCAAACCUGAAUUAUUAACAUGACCAUGAACAUGAUUAACAGUUUUUUAAUUUAGUGAGAGGAGUGAGAAAGGGGAGGUUGUUGCUUUGUUGUUUCCCUAAAUUAAAGUAUAGUGAUCAGUGAGCCUGAGAAAAAUUAAUAUUGGCCUGCCUUGCCCUGCCAAAGAGAUUUGCUGGUGUAGAGGUGUCCAGGAAUCUUCUCCCAGUUCACACCAGGACUACUAGGCUUCUAAAUUAUUGCUAGCUGCACUUCUUAGAUUGCUCCGUCCACUCCAAUUAGUACGGAAGAUCAAUGACUGAUGAUAUUGAUGGAUGCUUGGAAUAAGCCAAUUUUCUCUGUACUUAUUGGGAUUUGGAUUGCCAAUUAUAGCAGCUUAUGGAUGAGGCUAGUUUUGGCAUGAAGAAGCAAAGUUUUCAAUGAGCCUCAUGCUAGAGAAUCUCCACCUCUGCUGUUUCUGCUUCAGGUACCAAACCUGAACUGUGUACAGAAAGUUUUCAAGGUUUAAUUACAAUAUGGCAUGGGAACCAAAAUUGAAUACGCCAUCAAUAUAUUAGGAACCUCAGAAAAUAGCAGCAGCUUAACCGUGCAUCGCGUGGAUGACUGGGACUAUUUUCAGAAAAGUGGGCUGAAGGAGAAGUAUAAGAAGGCUAGAACCGAGGACAAAAUUCAGAACUCGAUGGACAGGAUGCUUGACAAGCACAACAUAGAUACCAUAAAAAAGACAAUGCAGAUGCAUGAAGAUACGUUUAAACACCAGAUUCAAGAGCUACACCGACUGUACAGUGUACAAAAGAUGCUAAUGGAUGAACUGAAAAAAGAGAUGAAACGAAACAGAUUUCGGGGGCCGGUGACUAGUAGUGGAGAUCACAUUAACCAUUCUCAGUUGGUUAACUGGCAGCAUUCAACAACUCAAGCUUAUUCUGGAUAUAAUUUCCAUCUUCAGAGGUUGAGAGAUGAUCCGAUCUCUAGAGAGGGCAGUGGAAGUUGCUCCGGAGACACCCUGAGAAUGUCAAGGGGAUUUGACCUUGAAAGGCCUGCCGAGGAAGACAUGUCAACAGGAGUCAGUACAAUUGACCAAGAACAAGCAGGGCCAAGCUCUCACAUGGCCUUCAAAAGUAAAAAUAUGAGUAUAGCUGGCUGUGAUGAAGAUAGUGAAGUGGAGCUUACAUUAAGCAUUGGAAGCAGCAAGAACAAGAAGAGAUCAAAAUCUUACCAGCCUCAGUUAGGAUGUGUUGAGCUGAUCCAUAAAGAAAAGGAACUUGAUUCGCCUGCCUCAUUCAAAUCAGAUAGAGGAGGAGACUGCAGUGAUCCCACAACUCCCAUGAGCAGCUCUAGUGCAACAUUUGAUCAGGAAAGAAAGCAGCCACAUUGGCUUUUCCAUGGUUUAAAGCUCAAAUAGGACUAAUACUUCAAUUUGCGUGCGCUUUCUUGGCAAAUCUACAUUAUUGAAAUUCUAAUUAUGUUGUCACCUUAAUAAAUGGACAAUUGAGAUACUAUUCUCACGCAUUACAUCGGUGUAAAUAGGACAUUUGCAAACAUUUUUUCACUCC